This is a messenger RNA of Ilex paraguariensis (yerba mate), 1317 nucleotides long. The record is from the annotation of a GenBank genome assembly. Lineage: Eukaryota; Viridiplantae; Streptophyta; Magnoliopsida; Aquifoliales; Aquifoliaceae.
AUGAGUAUGAGGAAAAAUGCUAAUUUACACUCGGGAAGGGUAUUUAAUGAUAGAAGGUGGAUUAUUCCGUUUUUUGCUAGUGUGGCUGUAUGGAUUACUCUGUUUACGACGGCCAUUUUUUGGUUAUAUUCAUCUUCAUACGGUGGGGAUCAAGUGCAAUUUGACGUUAUUUCAUUCUCAAAAUCAGAGGACUCUAGUGGAUAUUUUGUAGAAUCAGAUAUAAAGGAAUCAAUGGGGAGUAAUGAGGUUUCGAAGUUGGAACCACCUAGAUUAGCUUAUCUUAUUUCGGGCACCAAGGGUGACAGUCAAAGAAUGAUGAGGACUUUGCAAGCUGUGUAUCAUCCAAGAAACCAGUAUAUUUUGCAUAUGGAUCUUGAGGCUCCGCCACGUGAAAGGUUGAAUUUGACAAUGUCUGUGAAGAUUGAUCCAACAUUUCAGGAAGUGCAAAAUGUUCAUGUAAUGGGGCAAUCCAAUUUGGUGACAUACAAAGGCCCUACCAUGAUUGCUUGUACCCUGCAAGCAAUUGCAAUUUUGUUGAAGGAGAGCCUGGAUUGGGACUGGUUUAUAAACCUCAGUGCUUCAGAUUAUCCGCUAAUGACUCAAGACGAUCUGCUUCAUGUUUUGUCUAAUAUGUCCAGAAACCUCAAUUUCAUUGAACACACCCAGAUUUCUGGGUGGAAACUAAAUCACAGAGCAAAGCCAAUCAUUGUUGAUCCAGGUCUGUACUUGUCCAAGAAAUCUGACCUUGCAUCGACUUCUCAGCGUCGAUCUCUUCCCACGUCCUUUAAAGUGUUUACUGGGUCAGCAUGGGUGAUGCUAACCCGGUCCUUCGUGGAAUACUGUAUAUGGGGAUGGGAUAACCUUCCACGAACUAUUCUUAUGUAUUAUACAAAUUUCCUCUCCUCUCCAGAAGGCUAUUUUCACACUGUCAUUUGCAACACGGAAGAGUUCCGUAACACUGCCAUAAGCCAUGAUCUGCACUACAUUGCUUGGGACAAUCCUCCGAAGCAGCAUCCUCUUUCGUUGUCAAUCAAGGACUUUGAUCAAAUGGUCAACAGCAGUGCCCCAUUUGCUCGAAAAUUUCACAAGGAUGACCAAGUUUUGGACAAGAUUGACAAAGAAUUGCUAGACCGCACAAAUCGGUUUGCACCUGGGGCAUGGUGUAUUGGAAGUUCAGAUGGUGGGGCUGACCCCUGCGCCUUGCGUGGUGAUGAGUCAGUGUUUAGACCCGGUCCUGGUGCCAAGAGGUUGCAAGAUCUAUUUUCGAAACUGUUGUCUGAAGAUUUUCGUGCCAAGCAGUGUUUGGCUAAAGGGUGA